Messenger RNA from Jatropha curcas, 1724 nucleotides. Its product is annotated as berberine bridge enzyme-like 9. Gene Ontology annotation, molecular function: oxidoreductase activity; FAD binding. The record is from RefSeq and is a predicted model, not a curated record. NCBI's taxonomy places the organism in Eukaryota, Viridiplantae, Streptophyta, Magnoliopsida, Malpighiales, Euphorbiaceae.
UCUUUGAUCAAUAUACCCAUAAAGAAAAUGAAGCUAUCAGCUUUUUCUCUCUUUUCGAUUCUUUUAAUCUCAGUUUCUUCAGCAGAUGAAGCUCCUAAUGUUGAGAGUUUUACCCAAUGCCUUAACGAGAAUUCUAAAGAAAAUCCAAUCUCCGAUGCCAUUAUAGGCCCCGAUAAUCCUUCCUUCAAAUAUACUUUCGAAAACUACAUAAAGAAUCUCAUAUUCGUAUCUGCCCCAAAACCUAUAAUCAUUGUUACACCAAAACAUGAAUCUCACGUUCAAGCAACUGUUAUUUGUUGUAAAAAAUUAGGGUUACAGAUUAGAAUCCGAAGUGGAGGCCAUGAUUACGAUGGACUUUCGUAUACAUCAAAAGUUCCUUUUGUUCUUCUUGAUAUGUUCAAUCUUCGUAGUAUCAAUGUUGAUAUACCAAGCAACACUGCUUCAGCUCAAGCAGGUGCAACUCUUGGCGAACUUUAUUAUGCUAUUGCAAAUAAAAGUAAUGUUCAUGCAUUCCCUGCUGGAGUUUGCCUUACAUUAGGCCUCGGAGGACAUUUUUCAGGCGGUGGCUAUGGUAAUAUGAUGAGAAAAUAUGGUCUUUCUAUUGAUAAUAUUCUCGAUGCACAAAUAGUUAAUGCAAAAGGUGAAAUUCUUGAUAGAAAGUCGAUGGGGGAAGAUUUAUUUUGGGCUAUCCGAGGCGGAGGCGGAGCGAAUUUCGGAGUAAUACUUUCUUGGAAAAUUGCACUUGUUUGGGUACCGGAAAAAGUUACCUGUUUCCAAGUGGACAGAUUUAAAGAAGGGGGUGCUAUUGACAUGCUUGUUAAAUGGCAAGAAGUUGCAACUGAUAAACUAGAUCGAGAUUUGUUUCUCCGAGCAAUGUUAAUGCCUGGGACUGGAGAGGAUCAGAAAAAAUUUGUUAAGGCAGUGUUUGUAGGUAUGUUUUUAGGCGAUAAGGCAAGAUUGCUUACUUUAUUGAGUGGUAGUUUUCCGGAAUUAGGUUUAAAAGAAGAGGAUUGUAAUGAAAUGAGAUGGGUCGAGUCGACAAUGAUUUGGGUUGGAAUGAAACCAGGUCUUCCUGUUGAAACAUUACUUAACAGGACAAACAAAGCAUCUGUUAGUUAUAUGGCCCGAAAAUCGGAUUUUGUUCAGGAACCAAUUUCUAAAGAGGAUUAUGAAAACAUCUGGAACAUUAUGAUUGAAAAUGGAGCAGUAGGAAUGGCCUUCAAUCCUUACGGAGGAAGAAUGAGUGAAAUUCCGGAAACCGAUACUCCAUUUCCACAUAGAAAGGGGAAUUUAUACAAAAUCCAAUAUUCUUGUAACUGGAAGGAAAAAGAUGCAGCAACUGCAAGAAAAUAUAUAAACUUGACAAGAUCGCUUUAUAAAGCUAUGACUCCUUAUGUAUCGAAAAAUCCAAGAGAGUCAUUUCUAAAUUAUCGCGACUUCGAUCUUGGAAGCAUUGGUAGCAAUGGGAAUGGUUCAUUUAAAGCAGCAGAUACUUAUGGACAUAGUUAUUUCAAGGAGAAUUUUGAAAGGUUGAUAUCUAUUAAAGCAGCAGUUGAUCCUGAGAACUUUUUUAGGUUUGAACAAAGUAUUCCUGUAUGCAAAGAAGCUUCAGGAAAGAAUGUGUGCAAAUCAGUAUAAACAAGUGGUCUUUUGUUAUAAUUUCCGAUUCUUGAUGAUUUGAUUUGAAAAUCGAAGAAAUAAAGUCAUUUGCUUUAACUGUUUAA